Messenger RNA from Danaus chrysippus (African queen), 291 nucleotides. The record is from the annotation of a GenBank genome assembly. Lineage: Eukaryota; Metazoa; Arthropoda; Insecta; Lepidoptera; Nymphalidae.
AUGCUGCGCGCCUCUCAGUCGAGACGCGAGGCCCGCCCGCCCUGGCCGCUCCUGAAGCCGCCCGGCCGCCCCACUAGCCCCGCCAGCCCCGCACGCUCCACGGGAAUCCGCGCGGGUUACACGAUAAGUAUUUUCGAAGCUUUCGGAUGGACCGGAAGGGGGGAGGGCGCGGGGCGGCCGGAUCCAGAGGGUCGCGGGGCGCAGGACCCCUCGCGGCGCAGGGUUAGUAGGUUCGCAAUGUCGCGGCGUUGUCGGUCGGAAUGCAUUCGCGGACGUAAAGUAGCGACCUGA